Adineta ricciae is the source of this 594-nucleotide messenger RNA. Lineage: Eukaryota; Metazoa; Rotifera; Eurotatoria; Adinetida; Adinetidae. The record is from the annotation of a GenBank genome assembly.
AUGGGCAAUCAAACAAGUUCUGGCGAGAUUUUAAUGGAUGAAACCAAAGAUUUACUUAUGCUAAGGACUGGAAUGUCAAAAUAUGAUUUAGAAUUAUGGUACAAAGCAAUAUUUGACCGUUCAACGAAAGGCAAAUUAUCUAAACAGCAAAUGAUUUCGAUUUAUAAAGAUAUGAGUGACCUUGAUUCGCAGCGUAUUAGUGAAGUCGUCGACUCGUUAGCAAAAGUGUUCGAUGAAGAUGAAAGCGGAACUGUUGAUAUCAAUGAGUUUAUGCGAGGCUUUAUUUUAACAACUAAAGGUGAUUUACAAUCGAAGAUUGAGUAUACAUUUCGCAUCUACGAUCAAAACAACGACAAUCAAAUAUCCGGUGAGGAGAUAAAACAAAUGGCGAAUUCAGUUACGCGAAUGCUGGGUGGUGAUGAAACCGGUCCUGAUCAAGCAUGCAUUGCAAUCAUACAACAAUUCUUGAAACAAUUUACCGGACAAGGAAACGGUGUUAUUUACAAACAUGACUUCAUUCGAACUGUCAUGCAAAAUCGCGAACUUUUAGCAAUACUUUCACCAUUUUAUGUUUCUAGUAAUCAUCGUAUGUAG